Pseudo-nitzschia multistriata is the source of this 1222-nucleotide messenger RNA. Lineage: Eukaryota; Bacillariophyta; Bacillariophyceae; Bacillariales; Bacillariaceae. The record is from the annotation of a GenBank genome assembly.
ACUCGCCAACUUCUUGUUUUCUGUAUCGGUCUUGGAGGCAUUGGAUCAUACGUCAGCCAUUGGAAGCAAGGUUUUGAAACUUUCUUACAUCAGUAAGUCUAUGUASGAAUCACUUUUCAAAAGGGAACAAGCAUGGCAUCAAAGUUUCGCAUUUUUUUGGUUCCCUACCAAAUUAUUGCGUGCUGUGUUGUAUUAAUGAUUUAUCCUUCUAACGCAUUCGCAAAUUCGGGUCCACUUAGACAUGUUUUUUGCCUGCCUUCGACAUCCCUGUACUCUGAGUUUGGGCGUCUUGGCUCCCAAGGUGGCAUUUGGUUCCGAUCGUUACUUCUAUUUUCCUUCCGAAUCCGCUGUUAGAACAGAUAACAUAAAAACCACCGCCAUGUGUUUGGCGGCUCUUGUUUUCGCCCAGGUUGUCCUUCGCAUGACAGAAAACGUCAUCACGAUUUUUCGUCACGGCAACCGGGAUUCCGCAGCCGUCAAACUAGCAGAUUUAUUUUGUUUCGUCUUUGAUGGCAUCUUCCUCUCGUGGAUGGUCAAUGUGCUCUAUACGAUUACCAUGGAAAUCAGCCGCGAUGAWUACACCGACCGCAGGGGGUUCUUUGGUUCGAAUCGAUGGCAGGCAUGGUGGAAAUCACGGAGUCUUUUUUUCUUUUGGAUCUUGUACACGGUCUUCGUGACCCUCUCGACCGCACUCAUCCUGAUCGGUUUGUUGGCGUUUACUAUGGGUGCGGUAGAUAUGACCGACGAACAUUUUGUGUUUGAUUACAUCAAGGCGARUGCUAUCAACGAUCUAUUGCUGCUGACUGGAAUUGSCAUMAUUUUAAGACCCAAACUAGUCGGGCAGUCACCAARUCCAUUUAGCACGAACAGUAUUGGCGCUGAUGAAACAGAGCGAGUCGCCGACGUUGAUUAUUCCCUCCUGCUCACAGAAAGCAGCGAGGACGACGAAGGGCAAUCCGGUGGUGGUGAAACUCGUGAAGAACAAGGAGAAAGAAGCUUUGAAAUGACCACGACCGCCGUCAGCUCGGGAUUGGAUUCUACGGCAAUGAAUGCGGCGCCAUGAACCUGUGGAUGAGACAAGCGUGUUUGACAUCUGGUAGACCUAUCUAGAGGUCCGAAAAACCAACCUUACUAUCGACACUAUUCCCUUUUGCCCUUGAACCAUUUAGGACAGAACGUCGCAGUUGUCCUGGUACCACUGAAAUAUAUUUUCAAGGAGCAC